AUGUACUCAUUUGAAGGGAAUUACAAAUCAAAGCGAUCAUUAGUGCUUGAUCAUACCCAAAAGUUGUCAACUCAUGCGCUUGUUCAAAAAACACGUGAAGAACGAAAGUCACGUGAAAAUAUGGUCAAACAAGAACGUGCCGCUACUAAAAUUCAAAAAUGUCUUCGAGAUUAUGUUGCACGAAAUAAAAUGAAACGUUACUUUAUUGAAUUAUUGAAUGAAUUAUCUAAACAAUUAGAUGAUAUAAUAAAUAAAACUGGUUUCAAUUUACUUCAGUGUUUCAAUACAUGCUAUCGUAAUAAAAGUCCGGAACAAAAACAUCUUUUUACUGUUUGUCGUUUAUUAUUGUCCAAACAUGGAAAAAAUGCACAAGUCAACUGGUUAACUAAUGGUUCUGUUGACCAUAUUUUCACACUAGGGAAUUCGUUAUUAAUCAACAUCAAAUAUUUAACAAAACUUCCAUCAUUAACAACAUCAUCAAACUAUACAUUACCGAUUCGUGUAUUAGAGGAAUUAUUCAACAUCUUAAUCGGAACAUGUUCAUCUACAAAAAUCUCUUUAUAUUCAAAACAACUAUACUUCAGUAUUGAAUGGAUUUGUCGACAUUUAUCAAAGCAUCAUUAUUUUAAUCAUUUGGCUUAUUUUAUGGAUCAACAAUUACCAACUACAACUGGUGGUUACCUUAAAGAUUUCACUACCCAAUCACAAGUAUUUGAUCCUGUGGAAUUUUUCAAAUUACCAAAAACUCGUUCUUUUAUUAAUCUAAUAAUUGCACCGUUGAAAUGUACUUUUAACUUAUCGGAUAAUGGUAGUCCAUUUUCUAAUCCAAUGGUCGAUUUUUAUCGUGAACUUGUUUUCACAGCAUUAAAUGAUAUUCUCAUAUCAACCAUUGAUGAUCACAAUACUUAUAUUAUCGGUGAACGUGUUAUACUCAGUGUUGGUAUGGAAAUGUUCAAACUACCUAAUCUACAUCAAAUUGUUAUUCAUGGAUGUUUAACAGCGGUUGAGAAUGAAAAUAGUCAAUUAAACACUGAACAACAACGACAACAACCACCACAUAAUGGGACUAUUUCAUUGAUUCCUUCUAUCAAUUUAUUACACCUUUUUGUGACUGUGGCUAUACCUGGCAUGUUGGUAAAAUGUGAUCCAACCACAACCACAUCAAGUUCAACUGUCCAUACAACCGAGUCAUCAAUGAUACAAGAUACUGAUGACGAUGAUAAUCAUGAAGAAGCAGUGACAGAGGAAGAAGGAGGUGACGAAUCAUUGCCAGUUCUGUUAGCUACUGAAUCUUACACACAUUAUACAUGGUCUGGUUCACCUUUAGAAGCUGCGAUAACGAUACGUUUUGUUGCUCGGAUACUUAUGAGUUGUUUAACGGAACCUCAUCUGCCUAUUGUUCGUCCAAUUACUGAUCCUAAACCGUUACAACUACGAAUUGGACAAGGAGAAGAAUUAUCAGAUGACGACGAUGGUGAUGAUGACGACAACAAGAUUAAUGAUAAUCAUAAUAGAAUGAAGGGAGUGGAAAUCAAUGAUCAGGAAAUGAACAUGUCAGCUGAAUUUACUAGAAGUACUAAUAACUGUAGUCUUAUUUCAGAGGCUGUCUCGUUUCAACCAGUAUGGGCUUCUCAACUGACAAAAAUCUCUGCGUCACUAAGUCAUAGUUUACCGGCGCUAGCAGCUAGCUCAUUGUCUACACUGGAAAAUUUCAAUAGUGAUUUGGAUAAUCCAGAUAAAUUGGAAUUAAUUCGUUCUUCAUCAUAUCUACAUUAUUGCCUUUCUCAAGUAUGUGGUCUGUCUAGGACAUCAUUAAUACGCAUUAACUCAAUUUAUUCACAGUAUACAAUCUAUUUACGUUGUUUAUGGAAAUUAAUUGAAAAUACUAAAUGUUUAAAUAAAUCAACAUUAAAUUAUUCAAAUACCAAUAUGUCUACAUUGUUUAAUAUUUUAUGCUCGGGUGAAUUACCUACGCAUUUAGUGGAACUUCAAAGUUAUCUUCCACUGAUAUUUACAUUUGCUGAUUGUCUUCAUCAUCGCUUAUUAUGUUUAACUGAUUCGGAAAUCUGUGACAUCUCAUCGGAAGUGAACUACACCAACUCCAACGAUUAUCGUCAUCAACAACCAAUCAAUAAUAAUAGUGAACCCUCACGAGGAGGUUGUGGUUUUCGUGCUGAUGAAUUAUUACAAGUUGGUGCAAGACUUCGUGAUCUUAUGCUCGGCCUAAUUGAUUUGUCACAUCCUGAUCAAGUGCCGAAACAAACUCGUAAUUUACAAACAGAUACACAUUGUGUAGAAUCAAUGGAACAACCAAAUUAUGGUGCAGUAUUACGUAGAAUAGAACAAUGGGUCGAAAUAGCCGAUCUUGGCAGUUCACCUAUUGGUGAUCUAAUGAUGCGAAAUUAUACACAAUGGUCGAUACCGGAUUUUCGUCUUUUACUAUAUUGUUGGUGUAGUUUACUGCGUCGAGUUGAACGAUUAGUAUUUCAAAUCUAUGAUUGGGAUCGUCGUUGUCGACGUCAACAAGAUACUAGUCUGCCUAUCUACCUUUUACAAAAUCCACAAUCCACAACGACAACAGCUUCUACAAAUGCAUCAUCUACAUUUUCAUCCUCAUCCUCAUCAACUGAUAUUGCACGCGUAACCAAUUCACCACGUCUACCACUUGGCACACCAAGUCUUAGUCAAACAUUUUGGUUGAAAGAUAACUUAUUUGAUUUAUUAAAUACUACAGAAUCACAAUCUUCAUGGUUUGAAAAUCAUGGUUAUCAAAAUACAUUGGCAUUAGCUGGUGCACCGUUUGGUUAUUAUAGUAUUUUGAAUCCAGAUCGAAAUCAAGAAUCAUUUUCUUUAUCCAAUCGUCAAAUACGUCAAGUCUUAUUAUUGAAAAAAGUUCCAUUUGUUAUACCAUUUGAAAAACGAGUUAAAUAUACAAUCUAUUUACGUUGUUUAUGGAAAUUAAUUGAAAAUACUAAAUGUUUAAAUAAAUCAACAUUAAAUUAUUCAAAUAGCAAUAUGUCUACAUUGUUUAAUAUUUUAUGCUCGGGUGAAUUACCUACGCAUUUAGUGGAACUUCAAAGUUAUCUUCCACUGAUAUUUACAUUUGCUGAUUGUCUUCAUCAUCGCUUAUUAUGUUUAACUGAUUCGGAAAUCUGUGACAUCUCAUCGGAAGUGAACUACACCAACUCCAACGAUUAUCGUCAUCAACAACCAAUCAAUAAUAAUAGUGAACCCUCACGAGGAGGUUGUGGUUUUCGUGCUGAUGAAUUAUUACAAGUUGGUGCAAGACUUCGUGAUCUUAUGCUCGGCCUAAUUGAUUUGUCACAUCCUGAUCAAGUGCCGAAACAAACUCGUUGUAAUUUACAAACAGAUACACAUUGUGUAGAAUCAAUGGAACAACCAAAUUAUGGUGCAGUAUUACGUAGAAUAGAACAAUGGGUCGAAAUAGCCGAUCUUGGCAGUUCACCUAUUGGUGAUCUAAUGAUGCGAAAUUAUACACAAUGGUCGAUACCGGAUUUUCGUCUUUUACUAUAUUGUUGGUGUAGUUUACUGCGUCGAGUUGAACGAUUAGUAUUUCAAAUCUAUGAUUGGGAUCGUCGUUGCCGACGUCAACAAGAUACUAGUCUGCCUAUCUACCUUUUACAAAAUCCACAAUCCACAACGACAACAGCUUCUACAAAUGCAUCAUCUACAUUUUCAUCAUCAUCCUCAUCAACUGAUAUUGCACGCGUAACCAAUUCACCACGUCUACCACUUGGCACACCAAGUCUUAGUCAAACAUUUUGGUUGAAAGAUAACUUAUUUGAUUUAUUAAAUACUACAGAAUCACAAACUUCAUGGUUUGAAAAUCAAGGUUAUCAAAGUACAUUGGCAUUAGCUGGUGCACCGUUUGGUUAUUAUAGUAUUUUGAAUCCAGAUCGAAAUCAAGAAUCAUUUUCUUUAUCCAAUCGUCAAAUACGUCAAGUCUUAUUAUUGAGAAAAGUUCCAUUUGUUAUACCAUUUGAAAAACGAGUUAAAGUAAGUACAGUGUGUAUGUAA
Messenger RNA from Schistosoma intercalatum, 4038 nucleotides. The record is from the annotation of a GenBank genome assembly. Lineage: Eukaryota; Metazoa; Platyhelminthes; Trematoda; Strigeidida; Schistosomatidae.